CAUCACACCCCCUAGAAACCUCUGCAUGACCGCAAUGUCUUGCUUCUGCGCACUAGCGUCACGUAUGGUAAAAAGCACUCGCUGGCGAGCGAUUUCCCCAUCAAUCCAUUUUCUUUGGGGUGCGACUCUCAGCUCUUGUACUUGCCAGGAAUGGGAUAAUAUAAGCCCCUUAUCUCGCGCAUCACAUACAGCUCGACAUCAUGCCUCAAGGAGAGCGAUACCAUAAGCUGCUAGGCUUGACAGACUCAGGAGAUCCUGAAUUCUCCCGUUCUCAUGCAGGCCAGUCAGAUGGGCUCGGAGGUUCCAGUGCUCUCGAAGAUAUUGUUUUGGAUGCUGCGGGUUAUGCAGAAGGCGACCAUUCCAUUAGCACUCGAGAGCAAAUGAAACUGAACGCACUCAUCCAUGUCCUUGACAAGAAGCAUUCUCUAUCGAGUUGGGUUGGGCCGAAGCACAUUGCAGAUGAUAAUCCUGGUUUCUACUCCUGUCUCUUUCCUCGAGCAGCUGAAUUUUUGUUCGUGUUGCUGAAGAACUGGUAAAUACAUAAGAGGGUGCAACGGCCCCUCGUCUUGUAACUAAGAUAAUUCAAGAAAUCAAAGUUGUAUGCACCCCAACUCGAAGGAUUCUUAAAGGUUAAUGAUACUGCGGUUAUCAAUGACUGGUACUAGGUGUUAUACAAGGAAUGAGGCAUGUCCUUCACCGCGACCAGAAUCCUUUGCAAAGAUAAUGUCUAUGGCUACAGAAGUGGAGCCAUUUCAGAUGCGGGAUCUUUUAUCGAGCUCAAGCACAAUGUAAUCUGAGUAAAGUACACCAUCAUAAGCAUGGGAAGUUGAUGUUAGCAAACCAAGGUAUAUGUCUAGGGCUCUGUAGGGUUUGAGUGAGCGCUCAAGAACGGACUACGGGUACCA
This is a messenger RNA of Suillus plorans, 905 nucleotides long. RefSeq lists its product as uncharacterized. The coding region runs from base 201 to 536 and encodes 111 amino acids. The record is from RefSeq and is a predicted model, not a curated record. The transcript is spliced from 3 exons. NCBI's taxonomy places the organism in Eukaryota, Fungi, Basidiomycota, Agaricomycetes, Boletales, Suillaceae.